This is a messenger RNA of Ramularia collo-cygni, 2196 nucleotides long. RefSeq lists its product as uncharacterized. The transcript is spliced from 3 exons. Bases 1 to 2196 code for a protein of 731 amino acids. The record is from RefSeq and is a predicted model, not a curated record. NCBI's taxonomy places the organism in Eukaryota, Fungi, Ascomycota, Dothideomycetes, Mycosphaerellales, Mycosphaerellaceae.
AUGGGUGCGGACUUUGCUCUYUGGUGCCACCUCCAAGACAUGCAUGACGUGCGGGAGUUCAUCAAGCACGCGUGGCUCCAGUACGCUGCCGGUGAAUUGAGCAUUACGCUGGUGUCACAGCUUUCAGAGAUUGGUCUCGGCCUCAUGCGUCUCGAGGAUGGGAAGUUCACCGCGAAGUAUCCCGAAUUCGACGACUGGUGGAAGCUGCUGUCCUACUUUGGCCUGGAUGUUUACGGCAAGGGCAAGACCUUGUGUGUUGUGCCGUUAGACAAAACUUCCACAUCUGAAGCUCGAAACGAAGAGCUCAUCGAGCUCAUCUGUCCAGCGGCGGCUGUGCUUCUGCGAGACACCCGAGAYCAGAUGAAGAAGCUGGCAGAAACAGCAGAAGGUAGGAAGAUGCUGCGCAAAGACAAAUCACGGGAUCCUCCUUCGUGUGGGAUCCUCAGCCCCGAGGCCUAUGACUUCAGUUCAAUAUUGAAGGUCCAGGCUCCUGAGCUUCUGGUAUGGAUCCAUAACUACAAAGCCAAAGCGCAGCGUCCAUCAAAACAAAUUUUAGAACGAAGCGAGUGGUUGUGUGGUAUGGCAGACUACUACGAUGCCAAAGCCACGCCCACAUGGUUGGUCAUGGCUUGUGCUAUCCAUAUUGAUCUGUACGAUAUCAUCGGCGACAAGCCUGGUGUCGCUGCAAAAGCCUGGCUUGACACCACCCAGAGAAUGUACCAUAGACUUGACACAACCUGCAACCACUUUGCGGAUUUGGAGCAUCCUUCUGCAAAAUGGAGAGCAGAACUUGCACCGAUCUUCAACAGACACGAAAAUUGGAAGAACCAACUCUUCGUUACUCAGGAGACCAUUGACUUUCAGAUAUCCAGAGGCCUCGAUCACAACACGUCUCCUGAUAUGCUCGGAAAGGCAACAUCCUGUAUGAUGGGCUCACCUUGCAUUGCCGGCGCUGCUCUCUGGAGCGAUCGCAUGGCGUACCACAAGAUCGGUAUUCGCUUUGCAAACUUGGAUUUGACCGUCUUUGCUUUAGCCAGCUUGUACACUGCCAUCACCAAAUCUGGUCUUCUCAAACCGACAUGGGAAGAUAUGCAUUUCCUGAUCAGCACGCAUAAGUCACAUACGCCUUUGGUGCCGAAGACAUCCGGUGCGUAUGAUGCUGAGAGCUUUCUAAAACAGUACCUCCUGUCUCUCGGUCUUCCCAUCGCCCAAGCCUCAAAGUACAUGUCUGCAGGUGUGCCCACGAAUAAAUUUGUCAUGCGCAAUCAUCGGAGAGCCUUGGCACCUACGUCUGAGUAUGUAGUGGCGAUUACCGAGUCCUGGCAUGCCAACGACCGUCUUGGGACCUUUGAAAGAGGCGAUCUAAUCCAGACAGUGUUGAUGAAGCUCACGGCGAAGUCAAAGGGCCUGAAGCAAGGAAGGAAGGGAACAUGGCACCAGCCGCAGUUUACCGUCAAGGAAGUUCUCUCGACUUUCAAAAGCCACAUGAUCGCCGACGAGCCCCAUCUCAACUUCGACUAUGCGGCCUUCCACUUGCUGAGCGAGAAGAUCCGGCGAGAUCUUCACGCACUCUUCCCAGAAUGCAAAAAUCGUCCUCUCGGAGUGGCACUCUGGGAAAUUGUCUUCCACAUCCUGAGAGACGCGAUCAGUGGCCCCAAAGAGCAGUCUCUCCUCAGCAAAGCCGCAGUCAUCUUGAGCGACAUCAUCAGCGCUCCUGGAGUUGGCAACAAGUUCUCCAAGGAGGCUCGCAAUGCUUCUUCCGGAAGCAUACCCAAGAAUCUCGCGCCAAAUAUCAAGCCAUACAAUCCUGCGUGGACUGCCGAACUGUGGGAGUACUUUGCACGCCACCAUCAUGGCGUGAGCACUUUACACAUGCUCGUCGCUUCAUCCAGCGCUUCGCACAUUACAUUCUACGAUCCGGAUGGCAAGAAGGCAAACUUCUAUCGCAUUGCUGCUGCUGCUGAGCGAUUUUGGCACAUAUGGCUCACAGGGAAUAUCAGAGUGAGCGAGCAGAUUGAGACGCUCUAUCAUCGGCUGGAAGAUGGCAGAACAGCUGCAGUUCCGAUGCCUGCUUCGUUUAGGUCGCUGGGCUUGAGGGGCUCUGAGGGUGUUGGGAUUGCUCUACUGGAGCAGUUGGACAGUCCGAUGGAGAUGAUGGCUAAUGGUGAUAUUGGAGCCGAGGCAGGUAGUCGAUGA